Molecule: messenger RNA, 1405 nt
Organism: Uloborus diversus
Lineage: Eukaryota; Metazoa; Arthropoda; Arachnida; Araneae; Uloboridae
Product: blastula protease 10-like
Exons: 11
Coding region: 91-1392 (433 amino acids)
Biological process (GO): proteolysis
Molecular function (GO): zinc ion binding; metalloendopeptidase activity
Source: RefSeq, a predicted model, not a curated record
GAAAUUUGCAGAUGUUCUUGAGUUUAGGUGGCGAAAAAAGAUCGCUUUUCUAUAUUGAUAAUUUGAGAUAAAUAUCGAUAUCUAAGAAAAAUGGCUGAUGUCUGGAACUGGAAAUUUAUCGCCUGUUGCUUUCUUUUUGUGGGGUAUGCUGCAGCUGCUGAUGAUGCCAAUGAACUAGAUGAUAUGUUGAAGCUGACGCUCCUUACACCUGUUAAGACUCAGAAAGGACAAACUGUUUUUGAAGGAGAUAUUGUUCAAGACGUUCCAAAUGAUGGUAAAUACAACGACCAUCCGGUGAAAGCCUUACCAAAUAAAGGAGGACUGUGGUUGGAGAGAGUUAUUCCUUACGCUUUUCAUGGAAGCGUUAAUAAGACAACGAAGGAAAUAGUAAUUCAAGCCAUGUCGAACUGGGAAGAAAAAACGUGCUUGAAAUUUGUCCCAAGAACGACACAGAGACAGUUUUUAAGAUUUAGAACUGAUAGUGGAGGAUGUUUUACUUUCGUCGGACGUAAACAUAUGGAAGGCCAAGAUGUAAAUUUGGGACCAGGAUGUGAGCAUCUACAAAUAGCUAUGCAUGAAAUUGGCCAUUCUUUGGGAUUCUACCACGAACACUCAAGACGCGACAGAAGUACAGUAUUAAAGAUACUGUGGCAUAAUAUCCAGAAAGGCAUGGCGGGACAAUUCAGCCCGGGAAAUGACGACUCAAGAGCAGUACCUUAUGAUGUCACGUCUGUCAUGCAUUACAGUCCAAUGUCUUUCAGCAGUCAAGUGUUUGAGAAGAAUACAAUGGUUAGUUUAGAUCCACGUCUACAAGCUCUUAUAGGUAGAAGCAGAGGAAUUACCUUCAGAGAUGCAAAGUUGGCAAAUACCUUAUAUACGUGUGAUGAUGGGUGUCCAAAUAGAAACACUCUUCAAUGCUUGAAUGAAGGAUUUUUAUCUCCACACAGAGACGGACCUUGUCAUUGUGUUUGCCCUCCUAACACAAAAGGAAAAAGAUGUGAGAAACUGAUGGGUGAUUAUUAUGGAAAUAUGUGUGGUGGUUCCAUUUCAGAAGAGAGAAUAAUAACGACUCCUGGAUACCCCAAAAGAAAAGCAAAUGACAGUUGCACGUGGGAAAUCAAAGCACCUAUUGGGAGACGGGUUGAAGUACUUUUCGAAGACUUCAGUUUCCGAUCUAGGAUGGACAAACCAAACAGCCCCUACCAUGGGUUUUGCGUCUACGAACAAAUCGAGAUUCGAACUCGAAAUAUGGACGAGGGAGAUUUCUACUGUGGAGAAGACAUUUCUCCAGGUACUACACUGGUCUCCAACUCGAAUUUUUUUCUCAUUUUGUUCCGAGCGGACACCAAAGCUGAAGGUCGAGGACUGAAAGCUUCCAUAAAAUUUAUCUAAAGACUCAUCUUUG